This is a messenger RNA of Linum tenue, 1990 nucleotides long. Lineage: Eukaryota; Viridiplantae; Streptophyta; Magnoliopsida; Malpighiales; Linaceae. The record is from the annotation of a GenBank genome assembly.
CUUUCAUUAUUAUCAUCAUCCUCGUCGUUAUAUGUAAACACAUACGCAUAUACACAUAUAUAUAUAGUCACCCUCCCUCUCAUCUCAUCUCACCUCACCUCACCUCACCUCACCUCACAAGGAAGCAGCUUCUCGUCCCCGAAAGUACUUGUCCAUCAUGGCCGCCGCCGCCGCCUCGUCACUACUCCUAGCGCUGCUGCUCUCUUUGGCGACGGCUCAAGCCUGGGAAGCGCUCCCUCUCCAAAAGCGCGCCUUCUACUCCCCGUCCUUCUCCAUGGCCCCCGGAUCCGUCGCCUUCGACUACUUCUACGACGUCGAGUUCCCCAGGGGCCACCUCGCCCUCAAGAGCUUCCGCGCCGACGUCGUCGACGCCGACGACAACGUCAUCCCUUACCACGAGGUCUACCUCCACCACUCCUACAUCGUCCGCUACUACCAGGCCCGCAACUACUCCAUCCCGCCGGUCCUCGACAUCGAGACCUUACCCUACGGCGACGGCUUCAUCUACCGCCGCAACCACGGCAUCUGCCAGGGCGACCUCCUCGGACAGUACUUCGGCCUCGGCACCGAGAUGCAGAGCACCCCAACCGCCGUCCCCGACCCCUACGGGAUCGAGAUCGGGAACCCCGCCCCCAUCCCCCACGGGUUCGACGAGAAGUGGCUCCUCGUCGUCCACGCCAUCGACACCCGCGGGGCCGUCGACAGGUUCGGGUGCGCCGAGUGUCGGAGGGAUUUGUACAACGUGACGGUGGAUCAGUUCGGGGAGCCGUUGAAGGACGAUUAUUACGGAGGGUUGUCGUGCUGUUACGCUCACACGCAGUGUAAAGUGAGGGAGGACUACGAGGGGACCACCAGGAGCCUACGGAUGCGGUACACGCUGACGUGGACCGAGUGGGUCCCGUCGAUCAUCCCCGUCAGGGUCUACAUCUUCGACGUCACGGAUGAUAUGAAGUUGGUGGUCAAUCCUUCUUCCGGCGCCGUCGCAGCGAAGCACGACUGCUUGAUUGAGUAUAUGGUGGAGAGCUGCCACGUGGAUGGGAAUGGAGAGAAGGGGUGUGCGGACUUCAAGAAAUCGAUCGUGGCGAUGCCCAAGGGUGGAAACGUGAUCUUUGGUCUCACUCACUUGCACUCCGGAGCAAUAAAUUCCACGUUAUAUGGACAGGACGGGAGGGUUUUGUGCACGACGAAGCCGAUUUACGGAGAAGGGAUGGAGGAAGGGUACAUCGUGGGAAUGUCGACGUGCUACCCGGAGCCCGGCUCCGUUUGGAUCGACGACGGGGAAUUAAUGGUACACGAAUCCGUCUACACCGCGGAACGGCGUCGUACAGGUGUCAUGGCACUGUUCUACCUCCUCGUCGCCGACAGGGUGGCGGAUACCCCGGCGGCGCCGGCUGGUUUUAAUGACAACUACUUCAUGGGCGUUCGUUCUAUGCUGGCGGAGAAGCUCGCCGGCGGCGGCGGGGGAGCGGUGAGGUCUGGAGACGGUGGUGCGAGCGGAGCCUUUGUGGGAGUUGGACUGGUUCUGCUGGGAGCUGUCGCUACUGCUCUUCUUCUGAGGGUCAAGAGGAGCUAAGGUCAAGAAUCAAGAUCAAGAUCAUUUCAUUCCAAUACCGAUGGCGAUGGAGAUAAGAUAUAAACGCCGGUUGUUAUUAUCAUAUAUAUGUACGGUGGUGCAAGUUAACGGCGGCCGGUUUGGUUCGUCAAUUUCUUGCUCCAGUUGUUGUCUUUAUUAUGAAAUGCGUGGUUGGACCAUUUAGUGGUGGGUCUGAGUCUGGGUCUGUCGGUCUGGUUACUAGAUAUGGUAUGGGCCAGGCCGGCAGGCUCAUCGGUCAUCACUCAUAUGCAUAUGUUUUGAGAAAUCGAAUAGAAUAAAAAGAUCUGUCUUUGGUUGGUACGCUGCUGCUGCUGCUGUUGUGUGAACCGCAAACUUUUUACAUUUAUUGUAUUCUUAUUGUAUGGUACUUUCAUUAGACUAAAUUUCCUUAACAUC